AUGUCCGCAGUCUACUCUGCACGUUAUAUCUCCGACCGGUUUCUACCUGACAAAGCCAUCGAUUUGGUGGACGACGCGCAUGAGAGCAAGCCCGACGAGUUGGAGUCCCUAGAGUGGGAGGUAAUGACGCUCCAGAUCGAAUUGGAGAGCUUGAAGAACGAAAGUGACACCUUCAGCAUGGAGCGGAGGAACAAGGUCGAGCAGGAGCUGAAGGAGAAACGGGAAGAGGUUGCUGUCUUGACUGGGGUCUGGCAUACUGGUAGAAUUUGCGGACUGACUCGGGAUCUCAAGCACCAAUUGGACUUCGCACAACGACAUGGCCAAUUCGAGCUCGCCUCGCGCCUGUGGUGCUCUACCAUUCCCGAGCUGCAACGCCAGCUUCCCGCAGAGGGCGACCAGGCGAAUAGGGAUCAGGAGUCACCGUUAGCAAUGCUGCAUGAUAGGGCGACAUCGAACAAUAUUUCGAGGGUGGAGGCGAAGGCUACAGGGAUUCCGGUGUAG
Messenger RNA from Laccaria bicolor S238N-H82, 501 nucleotides. RefSeq lists its product as uncharacterized. The transcript is spliced from 2 exons. The coding region runs from base 1 to 501 and encodes 166 amino acids. Gene Ontology annotation, molecular function: ATP hydrolysis activity. Gene Ontology annotation, cellular component: cytoplasm; mitochondrial matrix. The record is from RefSeq and is a predicted model, not a curated record. Gene Ontology annotation, biological process: cellular response to heat. NCBI's taxonomy places the organism in Eukaryota, Fungi, Basidiomycota, Agaricomycetes, Agaricales, Hydnangiaceae.